This is a messenger RNA of Symbiodinium sp. CCMP2456, 201 nucleotides long. The record is from the annotation of a GenBank genome assembly. NCBI's taxonomy places the organism in Eukaryota, Dinophyceae, Suessiales, Symbiodiniaceae.
AUGGCUGGAGCAGUGGCAGCCGCCAAAGAUGGAAAGCUCGAGGUGGCCUUCGUUUGUCUCGGAGGCGAAGGCGGCACCCUGAGUUUGGACCCGACGAGCUCCGGUGAUGAGCUGAAGGUGGCCCUUGAGGCGCGGAUGAGCGGCAGCAAGCGAUCUCGCAUCCGCCUCAGACUCUUUAACCAAUGCCGCGAGAUCGCCAAG